This is a messenger RNA of Perognathus longimembris pacificus (Pacific pocket mouse), 762 nucleotides long. RefSeq names its product LY6/PLAUR domain containing 5 (gene Lypd5). Lineage: Eukaryota; Metazoa; Chordata; Mammalia; Rodentia; Heteromyidae. The coding region runs from base 1 to 762 and encodes 253 amino acids. The transcript has 5 exons. Gene Ontology annotation, cellular component: plasma membrane. The record is from RefSeq and is a predicted model, not a curated record.
AUGGGGCUCCCCGGAGAUGUCCUGCUCUGCCUCUUAGGAGCUGUCCUCUGCUUGGCAGGGUCCCAAGCUUUGCAGUGCUACAGCUUCGAGCACACCUACUUCGGGCCCUUCGACCUCAGCGCCCUGAGGCUCCCCCGUGUGUCCUGCACCCAGGGGUGCUCCGAGGUGCUGCUGUCGCUGGACACUGGGUACCGGACACCGGUGACCCUGGUGCGGAAGGGCUGCUGGACCGGCCCCAUCACAGGCCCCAUGGAGUCCAACCAGGACGCGCUGCCGCCCGACUACGCGGUGGUCCGCGGCUGUGCCAGCGACUUGUGCAACAUGGACCUCCGGACUCACGAGAGCAUCCCGAACCUGAGCCACGCUCCUGACCCGCCCCGGCUCAGCGGCACCGAGUGCUACGCCUGCGUGGGGGUGAACCCCGAGGACUGCUCCCCCGAAAAGUCCCGUCGGGUCCAGUGUCACCAGGACCAGAGCGCCUGCUUCCAGGGCAGCGGCCGGAUGAACAUCGGCAACUUCUCGGUGCCCGUGUACAUCAGGACCUGCCAGCGGCCGGCCUGCACCACCAUGGGCACCACCAGCCCCUGGACGUCCAUCGACCUUCAGGGCUCCUGCUGCCAGGGGCACCUGUGCAACGCGGGCGCCGUGGACCAGCCCUUCCUGUCGGCCGCCCCUGCCCGGGCGCCCCGGCUCCUGGCCCUGCUCCUCGCUGCCCCCAUGCUGGCCCUUGCCAUCGCAGGGCCCCUGGGACUCGUGGCAUAG